CUUGGGCGUUGGACUCCGCAUCUUAUUAGCAACAAGGGGAAUUUCUCCAUUUUGCAGCCUGUCUACGGCGACACGACCACCAAUCUGGGAUUUUAUUACUUCUCCUUCACCUGCCAGCUUUUUCCCUGCUAUUCUGAAAAAUCCUCUUCACUCUUGCUGGACUUUGCUUUUCCAUUUUCCCUGUGAACUUUUUCUUUGUGCACACACAGAGAGAGAGAGAGUGAGAGAGAGCGAGCGAGAGAGAGAGGGGCCAGCAGCGAAGAGCUUUGCGUUUCAACAAAGAGGCUUGUGGGUCUUUGUUCGUUUUUUGGAUCGGUUGAGUUUCUUUGUUGGAGCGAAAAGCAUGGGAGCGCAAUUGACCAAGACAGCUGGAAAGGCUGAAACCGCGGCUGAAAAGCCCGGGGAGGCUGCUGCUUCACCCACCAAGACCAACGGACAGGAAAACGGACACGUUAAAGCGAACGGGGACGCCUCUCCUGCAGCAGCUGAGAACGGCAAAGAGGAGGUGCAGGCUAACGGCAGCGCCACCGCCGAGGAGACCCCCAAGGAGGAGGCAGAGAAGGCCGAGGACGCUCCUGCUGAGAAGGAGGCUGCAGAUGGGGAGAAGGUAGAGGCAGCAUCUCCAGCUCCAGCUGAGGGAGAGGCUGCAGCCAAGGCCGAGGACGCCGCCACACCUUCCACCAGCAACGAGACCCCCAAGAAGAAGAAGAAGAGGUUCUCCUUCAAGAAGUCCUUCAAGCUCAGCGGCUUUUCCUUCAAGAAGACCAAAAAGGAGACGGGCGAUGGUGCCGAGAACGAGGAAGGCACUGCUGCUGCUGCACCCGCAGAGGAGGCCAAGGCUGAGGGCGCAGAGGAAGCACCGGCGGCUGCUGGAGAGGAGGCCAAACCCGCCGAGGGGGAGGCUGCACCUGCUGCAGAGCAGGCCAAGGAGGAAGUAGAGGCCAAACCAGAGGAGGCAGCACCAGCAGCAGCACCAGCAGCAGAGAAACCAGCUGAGGAGGCCAAGGAGGCUCCAGCUGCAGAGGAGCCGAAGGCCGAGGAGAAGCCGGUCGAACCUGCAGCCGAGGAGGCGCCCAAAACAGAGGAGGCCGCCCCGGCUUCACAGGAGGCAGCGUCAGCGGAGGCUCCAGCUGCUGCCACAGAGGCUGCAGAGUAAGGUCUGGAAGAGGAAGAAAUUUUUAAAAAGGAGAGAAAAAGAUAAUCAAAGAACAUUUCCCUGUUUGUACGUUGGAGUGACGCCAGGUCCUGGCUUUGAAGAACUUGUCUACGACCAGGGAUAUUUUAAAGCUUUUCUUUGUUUUUUAUUUUUGGUUUCCAUUCCCCCCUUACACAAAACCCAUCUCAGUCCAUUGUUACUAGCAUUCCAACGGGCUAGGGAGGUGGGUGGCUUCAAUAUGUACAAGUGAUUAAAUACAUCCACACUCUGCCAUAUAUUUUUACAUCAGUAUUAAGUUUUUUUUUUUGUUAAUUUUUAUACAAAAUGUAAACAAAAAUAGUAUGGACAUGCCCAUGGUAUGAAGGAGACGGGGGUUGAGCUGUAAAUGAAGGGUAAGGGAGGGGGUGAGGUCAGGGAGGGCGGGGGGGAGGGGAGCCUGGGAAAUAUGCCACAGACUAUUAUGGAAAAGAGUAGUCUUAAAAAAAAAACUAUGAGACCAAUAACUAUACACACCAUACGGUUUACAACACUAAGUCAUUUUUACCAGAAGACAGCAACGAGUCCCAGAGUUAGAUUUUUAGGAAGUCAUAUAAACUCAUAGGAGCUUUUCACUUCUCAUUAGCUGUACCAGUCGGUGAUUCAGUAGAAAUACAAGUUGUAUAGGCUUUAUUGUUUAUUGUUGAUUUUAUGACCUUAAUAAAAAUGUAAGUAUGUAUAGGCGGGGUGUUUUUAACUGUGAUUAUUGUACAAAAUGAAAUCUUGAUCUCAAGAAGCACAUGAAGUUUGCAGCUCUUUUUUCCACCCGCUCAUUUUUGUAAGAUACCAACACAAACACACACAGAGAAAGAAAAAAAGUCAUCCUGGAAGACCUUCUCAAGCAAUUUUGAACUCAACAACCAAGCUGUGAUAAGUGGAAUGGUUAACUGUUUAUAUACUGUGGUAUGUUUUUUGAUUCCAGCAGGCAGUUCUUUUACCAGUGGUCUUUGACUAAAUUUAAAGGAAUCUAUCCGAUGCAAAUGUUUGUGUAGCAUCUUGUCUCUCUCUAUCUCUCUCUCUCUUUCUUUUCCUUUUGUAAAUACUGGAGAAGCUUUGACCAAUUUGACUUAGAGAUGGAAUGUAACUUUGCUUACAAAACAAUUGCUAUUAAACUCCUCUGCUUAAGGUGUUCUAAUUUUCUGUGAGCACACUAAAAGCAAAAAUAAAUGUGAAUAAAAUUUGA
Molecule: messenger RNA, 2375 nt
Organism: Amphiprion ocellaris (clown anemonefish)
Lineage: Eukaryota; Metazoa; Chordata; Actinopteri; Pomacentridae
Gene: marcksa
Product: myristoylated alanine-rich protein kinase C substrate a
Exons: 2
Coding region: 344-1156 (270 amino acids)
Biological process (GO): actin filament organization; central nervous system development
Cellular component (GO): cytoplasm; actin filament bundle; plasma membrane
Molecular function (GO): actin filament binding; calmodulin binding
Source: RefSeq, a predicted model, not a curated record